AUGAAACUGCAGUUCAACAUCGAGAACACUACCCGACACCGGAUGGUCAGUAAGUUUCAUGAGGCGGGAGUUCGCGCCAUAUUUGCCGGCCAUUAUCACCGCAACGCCGGCGGUAAGUACGAGGACCUGGAGCUUGUGGUCACCUCUGCUAUCGGCGCCCAAUCACCGGAGGGACGCAAUGCCGACAGUGGGUAUCGGGUGGUGACCGUCAAUGAGACGGAUAUCACUCACCGAUACGUUAACAUCACAACCAGUCAUACAAACUCUGCGGGUUCCCCCGAUUUUGAGACACAAUUGCAGGCCUUUUACGAGCGAAACAAAUGCCACACUUUAAUGGCGUUUGACAUGAUAGCUGAGAUCCAGUGGAUGGUGGCCUACAUCGGGAACCACUGGUCGGACUGUCCGCUCGUGUUUUCACACCUGGACUUCAGAGGGGCUAACAUUAUGGUCACUGAACAUAAUGGACUCGUUUUGUGUGACUUUGAUUACUCCGCUUAUGGGAGUCGGGGAUCAGAUUUCGGCACAUUUUUCGCCACUUUUAUCACAACUACUCAUGGCUUUGGAAAUGGGUUUCCGUUGGAAUCGGUUAUCAAGAAAUUUAUCGGCGAUUAUGAGGACGAAUGCCGUCAACUGUAUGGACACGACUACGGUCUCAAAGAAUACAAUUCCGCCGAUUAUAUGCUAAAUGAAUGCAAAUUCUUUGUUUUGGUUUACUUUCUGUUCAGUCUAUCAGUGUUUAGCGAUGAAAAGAGUAGAGAGGAAAGCCGUUUGGGUGACAACACUUGUGCUAUGAUUAUGCAAUCAAUACUAUGUGAUUUGUUGAAAUACCCGGCCUCCCUGUGCUCUAACCAUUAG
Molecule: messenger RNA, 855 nt
Organism: Oppiella nova
Lineage: Eukaryota; Metazoa; Arthropoda; Arachnida; Sarcoptiformes; Oppiidae
Source: the annotation of a GenBank genome assembly